AUGCCUGGAAUCAUCUACCCCACUCUCCAAUCUGGCCUCCUCCGCCUCCCAACAGAACUCCGUCUCAGAAUCUACGAAUAUGCCCUAUCUGUCCCCAACGAAUACAGCAAUGAACGCCCUAUGAUCGUGGUCAACGACCGCGGCAACGCAUUCACCUCUCGCGGCCGUUACCGUGCCCUCCAAAUGUGUCCAAGCUGGGAAAACGACGACGGUACGACCCGCAAGCUCCUCCGUGUCAACCGUCUCAUCCACGACGAGGCAGAGGAUUUCCUUUACUCGCACAACACACUGUUCUUCCGUAACUCGUUUGAUCUGGACCGGAUGGGUGCGUUUCUCGAUACGCUUAGUGCUACUGCGCGCAGUCGCAUCCGCAGCGUGGGAUUCGAGGUGUACUUCUUCGUGCAUUCGCAGACAGGCGUGCCUAAGCGAACUCUGAAACAGUACGAGCAAGCGGGUCGUUUAUUGCAAGAGAAAUUACCACGGUGGUCGACUGUACUGUUUUAUCUUGAUCCGCGGUUUUAUUACCCAUCUGCGACGGUUGGUGGACGGGAGCUUUCUGCUCGGGGAGUUCUGUAUCUGGCAACGAGAUUCGGAGCCAUGCGCAAGGAGGUACAUUUCUUCCCUGUGCCGGGUAUCCAUCGGCAUGUCAUGGAUGAAGCGCAGAGGUUGCUGCGACGGGGGAGUCGUGGGUCUCAGGAGAGGCCGUCGCUGUGA
This is a messenger RNA of Aspergillus ruber CBS 135680, 714 nucleotides long. RefSeq lists its product as uncharacterized. NCBI's taxonomy places the organism in Eukaryota, Fungi, Ascomycota, Eurotiomycetes, Eurotiales, Aspergillaceae. The transcript has 2 exons. The record is from RefSeq and is a predicted model, not a curated record. The coding region runs from base 1 to 714 and encodes 237 amino acids.